This is a messenger RNA of Cottoperca gobio, 1924 nucleotides long. RefSeq names its product multiple inositol polyphosphate phosphatase 1-like. Lineage: Eukaryota; Metazoa; Chordata; Actinopteri; Perciformes; Bovichtidae. Gene Ontology annotation, molecular function: inositol phosphate phosphatase activity; acid phosphatase activity. The record is from RefSeq and is a predicted model, not a curated record.
UCUCACAUGACGAUGCGGUCACUUGGUCUGGUGGGUGGUGGCGCUCACCGCCAUACAAACAAACUCCUUGUCUACAUCAUGCCGGUCGUAUUUUGGAAAGUCAUAGUUGUUCAUUUCACCAUCCUAACUGGCUUUUGCUGCUGUUUUCGUAACGAUGUGAAUCGUGAGGGAAAUCCAAACAUACCAGCAAUCGCCAAAUACUUCAGCACGAAAGGGAGGUACGAGGAAGUGAACCCGUAUCUCAUAGAGGACAUACUUGCUGUAAACAGAUCUAUCCUGCAGCCUCCAUCUGCACAAUGUCGCGAAAUCCAUCUGACCGCCAUCAUAAGACACGGCACGAGGUACCCGACCAGCAAUAACGCAAAAAAAAUGAAGCAGCUUUACAAGCUAGUCAUGAGCAGCGCCUCUGGCAAAGAGAGCUGGCUGCGUGAAAUCCAGAGCCAGUGGACGAUGUGGUACACUGAGGACAUGGACGGCCGACUCGUCCAGAAAGGUAUGAACGAUCACAGGCAUCUGGCCGUCAGGCUGUCAAAGCUGUUCCCCUCACUGGUUUCAGAGGAGAAGCUCCGAGGUGGAUUCAUCAAAUUCAUAACCAGCUCAAAGCACAGGUGUGUCAACAGCACACUGUCCUUCAAGGCAGGACUGACAGAGCUGUGGGCUAUUACAGAUAAGGAGUUUGACCAUGCGGUGAAUGACGCCCUCAUGAGGUUUUUUGACCAGUGCACCAGGUUUUUGCAGGAAGUCAGUGACAACCCCUCAGCUCUGUCAGAGGUGGACAAGUUCAGAGCGGGACUGGAGAUGAGGAGGGUCACAGAGAAGAUCGCAGACCGCCUCAGAGUCCCCUACAAUACCAUCACAGACGAUAUGGCCGAAGCUGCAUUUUAUUUGUGUGCCUAUGAGUUUGCCAUCAAGACUGUGAACUCCCCCUGGUGCCAGCUUUUUGAUGAGGUCGAUGCACAGGUUAUGGAGUACGCAAAUGAUAUGAAGCAGUUCUGGAAAAGAGCAUACGGUUAUGAUAUUAACAGCAAGUCGAGCUGUAUUCUCUUCCAUGACGUGUUUAGUCGGCUGAACAAAGCAGUCGACGAGAACAAGUCGGGCCAGCAGGUGACUGAAGCUGUGACAAUCCAGGUCGGCCAUGCAGAGACCCUCCUUCCACUGCUCACCCUCCUGGGCUUCUUCAAGGACAGCGAUACCCUGACUUCCACCAACUACGCCACACAGGCCCAACGCUCCUUCCGCACCAGCCACAUGUUACCCUAUGCAGCUAACUUACUCCUGGUGCUAUACGACUGUGGGGGAGACGACCUGAGGCUGCAGGCGCUGCUCAACGAGAAGCCUGUGACUUUCCCCGGUUUGACUGAGCAGCAGGCCUCCAUGCCGCUCUAUCAAGACGUCAAAGAGCGCUACAAGGAGCUGCUCCAAGGCUGUGACUUUGAGACCGAGUGUCAGCUGUUCAAGAGUCCUGCUUAGGCAGACAGGGAAGAUUCUGGAGAAGCGUACAUUGAAACAUUUUGAAAAUUGUGGUCCUUAUAUGUGCAUUUUAGUCUGAAUGCCUAAACCAUGAACAAAUCACUGUUUGGCCUGGCUUUUUAUCUGAAUGAAGCAACAAGGAAGCUUUUUUCACUCCCUUCAUCUUAAGGCUGAGAAAAGACAGAUUCAGUCUCUGAAACGGAUACGGCCGAACAAUUUAAUUUAAGUUCACCUGUACCAUUACAGUAUUACUUUAUUGCUUUUGCAAAGUAUCUUGUCAGGAAUUAAAUAAUUACUUUUUGCAGUGUACACUUUUUAUAUCGCUUCAACCAAAAUCAGUUACCCUUCUUAACUUUCUAUUCAAAUAUAUUUGGCAGUUUCUGGACAUUUUGGUCCCCUCUGGCUACUCUGAAAGUAAUCAUGUUUUGGUUUGAAUAAACUUUAUUCAACUUCA